Messenger RNA from Penicillium salamii, 1086 nucleotides. NCBI's taxonomy places the organism in Eukaryota, Fungi, Ascomycota, Eurotiomycetes, Eurotiales, Aspergillaceae. The record is from the annotation of a GenBank genome assembly.
AUGGAUUUCGCUUCGCUUAUGUCGAAGGAGAUCUCCAAGGCCAAAGGAGGCGACGCCAAAGAUUCCGGCAAAGGGUCCACUACAGCGCCAGCCAAGAAAUAUCUACGACGAGGCGAGGAGGAAGUUGCGCGAGUUGAAGCCUACCACAAAGAACAAGAACGGAUAGCCCGCGAACGCGAAGAGCGCAAUCUAAACAAACGCAAGCUUGACGAAGAAGAAGCCGACCGAAAUCGCGAACGGGAGGAAAAGAAACGACGGCUCGCCGAGGAAUCAAAAGCGAAACGAGAACAGGAAGAAGCAGCCAAAGAACGUGAGAGGCGGCGGAAGCUGGGUCUUCCUGAGCUGGUGGAGGAUAAAGUCGAAGGCGAUGAUGAGGAGGAUAUCGAAGAGGAGGAGCUCACGCAAAAAUUACGAGAUAUGGAGGCACCUAUACGGUUGUUUGGAGAGGAUUACCGGGCACGGCUCCGACGAUACCGCCGUCUAGUUCAACGGGCUGCCAUUCCUAAGAAGAAGGUCACAGAUGGACCUAUUCCCACGACAUUGGAGCCUGUGUCUGGUGGACAGAUGAUCAUCCCCUCGAAGAUCCCGAAGGAUCAGGAGAAUCGUUUGUUCCUUUUCCGCCAGCUGGGGUCUUAUUUCAAUAUGGUUUUAUCAGAGUGGGAGCUCGCAUUGGCGAAGCGCGAUGUGACAGUGCGUGAAAGUUUCCAGGGCAAGCAAGCAUACGGAGCUAUGACUCAGUCGCGCGAGAACAUGACCCCAUUAUUCCGUCUCUUCGAAAAGGCAGAUUUGGAGGAUGGGCUGUUGGAACCUAUCGUUGAGAUCGUGCACAAGGCACAGCAGCGGCGAUAUGUUGAUGCCAACGAUGCUUAUCUCCGAGUUAGCAUUGGUAAAGCAGCCUGGCCCAUCGGUGUUACAAUGGUGGGUAUCCACGAACGUUCUGCCCGAGAAAAGCUGCACCAGAGCGAUCAACAAGCGCACAUUCUGAGUGAUGAAAUCACCCGCAAAUACCUACAGAGCAUCAAGCGCUGCCUCAGUUUCGCGCAAGUUCGUUGGCCCCCAGAGGAUCAGUUGCAGAUCAUGGGCUAG